AUGGCAACCUUAAACUUAAACAUUGAAUAUUUAAUCUAUUCACGCAAAGAACAUUUAAAGGAUUUUGAUUGUUAUGGUUGUAAAGUAUCAUUUAACGACCAAGACUUAAAUGAUAAUAACUUUAUUCUUGGUGUGAGUGAUUACAGUAAUGAAAUUAUUAAAGAAGGGGGCAACCCGUUAGACCAGAGGCCCGUUUGUUAUAAAGUUGUAAUGCGAUUAAAAGGAGCCGAACAUAAAAAAUGCCCGAAGGUUGAAAGGUGUGAGGAGUGUUUUGGUAGAUAUAGAACCGAGGAAAUGCGACAGAGUGCCAAAGAUAAAAGUUGGUAUUGUCUAAAAACUUGUUGGGCGGACCAUUCAGAAUUAAGACGAGAUGCCACCGCAGAAAACUUUAAUGACACAGGAGCGACAUUUGACGAUUAUAUAAAAGAAGCCGUUGAGUGUUGUGAUUGUAAUUAUAAAACCUUGGAGGGAAUAAAAGAGUAUUCGCGUUAA
Molecule: messenger RNA, 492 nt
Organism: Racocetra persica
Lineage: Eukaryota; Fungi; Glomeromycota; Glomeromycetes; Diversisporales; Gigasporaceae
Source: the annotation of a GenBank genome assembly